UGGCGCAUGUUAAGCGCUGAAAUCGAGCGGUACGCCCACUGUCGUUAAUGCAUUCUCUCUCUCUGCUGCGUUUGCUGCAGCAGUCCGUUUAUCGUCUCUCUCUCUCUCUCUCUCUCUCUCUCUCUCUCCACAUAUAUAUAUAUAUAUAUAUCAUAUAUGUAUAUGUAUGUACUGCUAUAACCUUUUUUGGCCGGAGAGGCACCCAGACGAGCUUACGCAAGCACAUUCCUUUAAAGACGUCAGCCAGCGAGGGAGAGACCUUCAAAUCUCGACCUUAGCCUUUAUUUUUUUCCUACUCCCAUUCGCGUGCCCACCUUUUUCGCCACUUUCAGAGCCCUCCCUCUCUCUCUCUCUCUCUCUCUCUCUCUAGACCUUUGUCUUUCUUCUCUGGUCUAAUCUUCUGUCUUGCUCCCUCUUGAGCUUUCUCGUGCUUUCUUAAUUUUCUCUCUCUAGCCUGGAAUCUAGAAUUGGAGUCUCUACCAACUUUGUUUUGGUUUUUGUUUUUUUUCUUGCCCUCUGUUUCAUUGAUAGAGUAAUCCAACAGCAAAUGCGUCAAAGAAUAAGCUCGGUUACUUGAACGGAACUACACACUAUGAAGACAUUGAGGCAAUGGGAAGUGGUGUUUGCACCAAGAAAUGAAGGACAGACAGAGGUGGCAAGCUGAAGAGGAUGCUUUAUUACGUGCAUAUGUGACGCAAUAUGGCCCAAAGGAUUGGAACCUUGUGUCUCAGCGCAUGAACACACCCCUCAACAGGGACGCGAAAUCCUGCUUGGAAAGGUGGAAGAACUAUCUCAAACCCGGCAUUAAAAAAGGAUCUCUAACAGAAGAGGAACAGCGUCUUGUAAUCUGUCUUCAGGCUAAAUACGGCAACAAGUGGAAGAAAAUUGCUGCUGAAGUCCCCGGCCGAACCGCCAAGAGACUGGGGAAGUGGUGGGAAGUGUUUAAAGGGAAGCAGCAGAGAGAACAGAAGGAAAACAGGGUUGUAGACCCAAUUGAGGACGGGAAGUACAAUCAGAUUCUAGAGACAUUUGCCGAGAAGCUAGUGAAAGAGCGUCCUGCCCCAUCCUUUGUAAUGGCAGCUUCCAAUGGGGGAUUUCUUCAUAGUGACCCACGGGCUCCUCCUCCAACUUUACUUCCACCAUGGCUUUCUAAUCCCAAUGCAACAUCCACUGUUAGACCAUCAGCUCCUUCUGUAACCCUAAGUCUCUCUCCCUCAACCGUUUCACCCUCACCUUCAAUCCCUUGGCUGCAGCCCGAGAGAGGACCAGAUAGUAGCCCUCUUGUCAUGGGCAGUUUGCCAUCUCAUGGAGCGGCACCACCUUGUGGAGAGCACCCGCUGAUCUCUGAGCUCGCUGAAUGCUGCAGAGAAUUGGACGAAGGGCACCGUGCUUGGGCAGCGCAUAAGAAGGAAGCAGCAUGGAGGUUAAAAAGGGUGGAGCUGCAAUUGGAAUCGGAGAAGGCAAGCCGAAGGAGAGAGAAAAUGGAGGAGAUAGAGUCAAAGGUGAAAGCUCUUAGGGAAGAGCAGAAGAGUGCACUGGAUAGGAUUGAAGCUGAAUACAGGGAACAGUUAUUGGGACUGAGAAGGGAUGCAGAAGCCAAGGAACAGAAACUAGCUGAGCAGUGGGCUGCAAAGCACCUACACCUCAGUAAAUUUCUUGAGCAGAUGGGUUGCCGGCCUAGGCCUUCGGAGCCUAACGGCCGGUAAGAGGAUGUGUUAUUUAUGGUUGACCUGCUCUAUUACUUCUCUAACUCUUUGCACUGCCCUCUAUCUCGUUCGAACUUUAUCAAACUUAUUGUAUUCUCUAUGUUCAUUUAUAUAUUAAUUCCCUACUGAUAUUCAUAAUA
This is a messenger RNA of Cornus florida, 1846 nucleotides long. Its product is annotated as transcription factor AS1. The record is from RefSeq and is a predicted model, not a curated record. The transcript has 2 exons. Lineage: Eukaryota; Viridiplantae; Streptophyta; Magnoliopsida; Cornales; Cornaceae. Bases 636 to 1706 code for a protein of 356 amino acids.